AUGCGACUUGGCCUUUCUCCCCCCUUUUUCUCCCGUGCACCGGUCUACACUCUACACGACUACACGGACGGGUGGAUAGAAGUCAACCGAGCGCAGCGCCCGCCCCGCUCCCUUCCCCUCGCCUUCCACGCCGGCCAAAAAAGAGCGACCGAAAUCCGGCCGCGCCCGCCCCGGAUCCAGCGACGAUGUUCGGCGACUCCGACGGAUCCAGGACGCCAGCGCCGCCGCGCCGGGUCCAACCCGCCGGAGCCGCCCUUCCCCAACCGGGAGCUCACGCUCAGCAGCUACCUCUGCGACAAGGCGCCGCCCGCCUCGGCGGCGGGGCCAUCCUCGCCGCCCAACCCCGAGGCGGCUGCUGCCCCGGCCGACGAUGCCGCGGCCAACGCCAAGCUGUGCGUCGAGCGGGAUUUCCUCCACCUCUCCGCGCCCAAGCGCGGGGAUCCGCCGGGCGACGACUCGUCCGUGGUCGGGGCUAAGAAGCCCCGCCUAGACUCGCUCCAGCUCUCGCUCUCCCUCUCCAACGACGCGCCCGCCCGCCGCCGGCGGCCUCCCAGCAGCCGUCCUCCUCCCUGCCUCCGUCGCAGCUCGCGUCACUCCUCCCGGUCGAUGGCGAUCUGCGGGGCGGGGAGCGUCGCGACCGCAGCCGCCGCGGUGCCUGCAGCCGCGCCUCGUCGCGCCGCCCCCAGGCGGACCUACAGCGCCAACACGGGGCGCACCCGGAGCAUCAACUCCGACGACAUGUCCUAUUCCUACUCGGUGUUCUCGCACAACCCGAGCUGCUCCCUCACGCACAACUCCACCGACAUCUACGCCGCCGGGGAGGGCACCAACGGCUCCGUCCACAGCCGGUUCAACUUCCGCCCCAUGGGGGACGGCAGCGUCGCCUUCGCCCCGUCGCAGCUCAAGGAGGGCACCUCGUCCUUCUUACCCACGGAACUUCCCGCCAGGAUGGUACCGCCAGCAGCGGCACUCAGCGCUGGCGGCAGCUUUGACGGCAGCCGCGGAGGUAUGCACUCGUCACGCCCUGAGAGGAUCUUGCGGGACAUCGUGUCGGACCCUGUGCCUGCCAUGGCUCAGGUCCUGCAGGAUUUUCCCAGUGAAACCCUGGAGGUGCUGCGGGAGACUGUGCGGAGCAUGAUUGAUGCUCCGGAGAAGAGGGACGAGCUGUCAAGCCUGCAGCGGAAGCUGGACCGUCGCUCGGACCUGACUGCCGAGGUAUUGGGGCGUGCUAACAAGACGCAGCUGGAGAUCCUGGUGGCUAUCAAGACUGGUAUGGCCACUUUUGUUACUGGUAAGGGCCGAGUUUCGAGCAGCGAGCUUGUGGAGAUGUUCCUACUGACACGGUGCCGCAACAUGAACUGCAAGAGUGUCGUCCCUGUGGACGACUGUGAGUGUAAGAUUUGCUCCACCAAGAAGGGGUUCUGCAGUGCGUGUAUGUGCCCGGUGUGCCAGAAGUUUGAUUGUGCUGCAAAUACAUGCAGCUGGGUUGGAUGUGAUGUCUGCUCCCAUUGGUGCCAUGCCGCAUGCGCGCUAGAGAAGAACUUGAUAAGGCCAGGGCCAACACUGAAGGGGGCGAUGGGCACAACUGAGAUGCAGUUCCAAUGCCUCGGCUGCAACCAUGCUUCUGAGAUGUUUGGGUUUGUUAAGGAGGUGUUCAAUUGCUGUGCAGAGAACUGGAGUCCUGAGACGCAGAUGAAAGAGCUAGACUUUGUUAGGAAGAUAUUUGCAGCUAGUGAGGAUUUCGAGGGGAAGGGGCUCCAUGCCAAGGCAGAAGAGGUCCUCAGCAUGCUUUUAAAGAAAAUCAUUUCCCCUUCUGAUGCGACGAAGACCAUGCUACAAUUCUUUAAAUAUGGUGUAACAGACUAUUCCGUUACUGGUAGCAAGUCAAAAGGAAUACUGGCGGCUCAGACGAGUAAAUCUACAGAUAUGCUUCAUCUUCAGACCCCAACCAUCACUCCACCAAAAUCCUCAUUCAACUUCAAGCCCAGCAUCUCCAUUCUUGAUUCACAGAUGGAUGUGCUCAAGGCCAGCCCAAAACCACUCUCUAUAGAACCCCAUUUCAGCUCCAGCUCAAAGGAUGAAGACUCCUCCAGCCUUGAGACCAUUGUGAAGUGCAAGGAAGCUGAGGCAAAACUGUUCCAGAAACUGGCCGAUGAUGCCAGGAAGGAGGUAGACAGCUACCGGCAGAUCGUGCGCGCCAAGACCCAGAAGCUAGAGGAGGAGUACGCCACGAAGGUGGCAAAGCUGUGCUUCCAGGAGACGGAGGAGAAGAGGAGGAAGAAAGUCGAAGAGCUGAAGAUGCUUGAGAACUCGCACUACGACUACCACAAGAUGAAGCUGCGGAUGCAGACCGAAAUCCAGGGCCUGCUCGAGCGGAUGGAAGCCACAAAGAAGAUGUGGGUAUAG
Messenger RNA from Miscanthus lutarioriparius, 2406 nucleotides. NCBI's taxonomy places the organism in Eukaryota, Viridiplantae, Streptophyta, Magnoliopsida, Poales, Poaceae. The record is from the annotation of a GenBank genome assembly.